UUACUUUUUAUUUUUGCCCCUCUUGAAUCCGACCAACGCUUUUUCGACAUGGACUUCAGCACUGACCUGGACGCGUUCAUUCAGGCCCAUGGCUUCGCGCUAGUUGCAGACAGCGCCAAGGGCCAGCGCACAGUUGCCACGCGGCGCUUCAGACGCGGCGACACGCUGUUUUCAAUCCGCCCGCUGUUUGGUUUCCCGAUCCGCACCGGCGAAGACGACGAGGAGAGCACCGACACUGCGGUGGGUGCGUCCAGCCGAUGUGCCAACUGCUUCGAUACUCUGCCAGCAAAGCGGCCGCAGUGCAGCCAGUGCCAUGCUGUGCAGUACUGCAGCAUGGUGUGCCUGAAGGAGCACUGGACGGCGCGUCACCAUAUCGAGUGUCAGCGGGUACCAGCCAGAGCUGUUGACGCAGAGUCCGCAAAGGUCAAGCCUGUAUUCCGUCCAUAUCUGCGCAUGCUGGUGGGUGUGGGCAAGGUUAUUGGGUUUGUCGGUGAAUGCAGGGCGAAGAAGCUGCCCGUGUGGCUGCGUGUCCAAGCAGCUGCCUGGGACCGGCUAGUCACACACCAGGAGCAGCAUCCGGCACACAUUCUCAGACAGUACAGCGAGAUUACACGAGUCGCCGAGAAGGGCGCCGGAACCGGUAGUCUGCCGUUCUCGGGCGUCGACGCUUUGUGCCGUUUCGGCUGCAACAACUUUGUUGCCUAUGACCAGCGUGUCCGGGCAUCGGGACACCUGUGCAGCCCGGUAACAUCAUUGUUGCUUAACCACAGCUGCUAUCCAAAUGCCGCCUUUGUUUACACCAAGGCAAGCGAGCAGCAGAUCGUGGCAUUGUCGGAUAUCAGCGAGGGUCAGGAGGUUGCGCUGGCGUAUGUGGAUGGGCUGAAGCCAAGGUCAGAGCGCAAAAAGAUCCUAGGCGACGUGUAUUUCUUCGACUGCGAGUGCCGCCGAUGCUUUGACACCAGCAAUGACCCUGUGGCCCAGAUCGACCGGCUGUUUGAUCGGGAUGUUGCCAGGGUGCAUGUUCCAGGAAACCUGCCCACGGAUUUCUCUACAGCCGCCCUCUCCGAGCCCUGGGUUGUGUCUAUCGUCUCUAGCCUCACUGCCUUGACCCUGAAGCAAAUAACUGCCCUAGACUUUUCCCAAAACUGUCUCAAUGCCGUGCAGAAUCUGCCUCCUCACGACUUCUCCUUCGUCGCAUACCGGCACUGGCUCGAGUGCCAGGACGAGUGCUUAGACUCGGCUGCAGCCAGUAUGCCGUGGGACUGGGCCUACAUCUCAGCGCUCUACAUUCUGGCGUACUAUGCGUGCGUGUACCCGCCAUUCCACCCGCUAGUUGGUCUGCAGUGCCUGGAGUGUGCAAAACUGGCGUGGAACUCGCUGCAGUCGGGCCCAAAGACAUGGAGCGACUCGACCGUCAGAAGCCUUAUCCUGACCGCGCAGGAGAUUUUGGCCGUCACCGAGGACCUGGACGGGGCUGGGCCGUCAAAUGCUGAAAAGCAGAUCUCGCUGCUUCUGAGCCAGAUCAACUGCGUGUAGCACUUGCAUGGCCAAUCCCCGCCUCUUUGACUGUUUACAAUAAAAUUUUCAUUUUUCUU
Molecule: messenger RNA, 1595 nt
Organism: Linderina pennispora
Lineage: Eukaryota; Fungi; Kickxellomycota; Kickxellomycetes; Kickxellales; Kickxellaceae
Exons: 1
Coding region: 49-1536 (495 amino acids)
Cellular component (GO): nucleus
Molecular function (GO): protein binding
Source: RefSeq, a predicted model, not a curated record